This is a messenger RNA of Cordyceps militaris CM01, 1644 nucleotides long. RefSeq names its product mannosyltransferase. Gene Ontology annotation, molecular function: GDP-Man:Man(1)GlcNAc(2)-PP-Dol alpha-1,3-mannosyltransferase activity; alpha-1,3-mannosyltransferase activity. The transcript is spliced from 2 exons. Lineage: Eukaryota; Fungi; Ascomycota; Sordariomycetes; Hypocreales; Cordycipitaceae. The record is from RefSeq and is a predicted model, not a curated record. Bases 1 to 1644 code for a protein of 547 amino acids.
AUGGAGGAGCAACCAUCAUCGCCGUCGCAGCAGCAGCCCCGCGCCGCCGCGACGACGAACCCCUUUGCGCAGCCGAAGCGCAAAAUGGGCCCGAUGGAAAAAGCCGCCCGCAAGGCGCUACGCGAGGACCACGCCCGGCGGCAGGCCGAGGACGCCGAGCGCCUCCUGCGCGAGCCGCUACCCAAGUACGUGCCGAAACCCGUCGCGGGGUGCCACGUCUUCUUCCACCCGGACCUGGGCAUCGGCGGCGCCGAGCGGCUCGUUGUCGACGCCGCCGUCGGCCUCCAGGACAAGGGCGCCAAGGUCGUCAUCUACACCAACUACUGCGACCCCCACCACUGCUUUGACGAGUGCCGCAAUGGUACUCUCGACGUCCGCGUCAAGGGCUCCUGGCUCAUCCCGCGCUCCUUUUUCGGGCGCUUCACUAUUCUCUGCGCCAUCCUGCGGCAGGUCCACCUCCUACUGCACAUCUGGCUCACCGGCGAGCUCGAGGAUCUCAAACCCGCCAUCUUCAUCGUCGACCAGCUGUCCGCGGGCCUGCCGUGGCUGCGCCUGCUGGUCUCUCCCAAGACGGGCAUCGUCUUUUACUGCCACUUUCCCGACCUGCUCCUCGUUCAGGGCCGCCACGCCUCCCUGCUUAAACGCCUCUACCGCAUCCCCUUUGACCGUCUUGAGGAGUGGUCCAUGGGUUUCGCCGACGCCGUCGCCCUCAACUCCAACUUUACAAAGUCCAUCGUCCAGCUCACCUGGCCCGAGCUUCUCGAGCACACCACCGCCCGCGUCAUCUACCCCUGCGUCGACACCGAGUCGAAAGAGGACGACCUCACCGACGACGGGCCUCCACUCUUCCCCAACGGCGACCGCGUGCUCCUCAGCAUCAACCGCUUUGAGCGCAAAAAGGACAUUGGCCUCGCCAUCCGCGCCUUUGCCAGUAUCCCCGACAAUGAGCGCCGCGGAGUGCGCCUUGUUAUCGCCGGCGGCUACGACCGCCGCGUCGCGGAGAACGUAGAGUACCACCGCGAGCUCGAGUCCCUCGCCAACGAGUGCCAGCUCGCCCACGACACCAUCAACACGGCCGACAACCCGACCGCGCGCCAGCCCGGCGACACGUCCGCGCCCGUGCUCUUCCUCCUCUCCGUGCCCCACGACCUCAAGCGGCGGCUGCUGCGCGCCGCCGCCCUGCUCGUCUACACGCCGGCCAAUGAGCACUUUGGCAUCGUCCCCCUCGAGGCCAUGCUCGCGCAGGUGCCCGUGCUCGCCGCGAACACCGGCGGGCCGACAGAGACCGUCGUCGAGGCCGAGACGGGCUGGCUCCGCGACCCGUACGAGCCCCUCGCCUGGUCGGCCGUCAUGCGCCGCGCCCUCGGCCUUCCCGCCGCCGAGGCCCAGCGCAUGGGCGCCGAGGGCAGACGGCGCGUCAAGGAGACCUUUGGCCGCGACCACAUGGCCACGACGCUCAUGAAUGUUGUCCGCGACAUUGUCGUCGCCCGCCGCGACUCGGACGCCGACAACACCCUCAUCAUCGUCGUCGUCGGCACCGUCUUCUCUCUCAUCCUCGCCGGCCUGUCCCUCGGCAUCGCCCUCUGGAUGAUGCACGACAUGAAGAAGAACGCGACCAUUCAGGAGGCAGUCCGCAUGCUGUGA